Messenger RNA from Zymoseptoria tritici IPO323, 1238 nucleotides. RefSeq lists its product as uncharacterized. The record is from RefSeq and is a predicted model, not a curated record. Gene Ontology annotation, molecular function: sulfite transmembrane transporter activity. Lineage: Eukaryota; Fungi; Ascomycota; Dothideomycetes; Mycosphaerellales; Mycosphaerellaceae. The transcript is spliced from 4 exons. Gene Ontology annotation, biological process: transmembrane transport; sulfite transmembrane transport. The coding region runs from base 21 to 1238 and encodes 405 amino acids. Gene Ontology annotation, cellular component: plasma membrane.
GGAACAUCCGGUCAAUCCCAAUGGCUCAAACCGGCGACUCCCCGGGACUCGAGACUGAAGACGCGCGAGUCUGUGCACUGACGACCAAGCGACAACAUGGAUGGCGACGCAUCGUCCGCAACUUUACGCCGUCGUGGUUCUCGGUCAAUAUGGGCACUGGCAUAACGUCCAUCCUGCUCAACAACCUACCCUACAACGGACGCUGGCUGCAGUACAUCUCAUAUACCAUUUUCGCCUUGAAUGUUGCUCUGUUCAUCAUCUUCUUGACCAUCUCCAUCUUGAGAUAUACGAUAUAUCCCAAGAUAUGGACAGCGAUGGUGCGCCACCCGGCACAGAGUCUCUUCCUCGGCACCUUCCCGAUGGGCCUGGCAACUAUCAUCAACAUGAUCGUAUUCGUGUGCGUACCGGCCUGGCAGGGGAAUUGGUGGAAGCUGGCAUGGGCAUUGUGGUGGAUUGAUGCUGCAAUCUCCCUCUCAUGCUGUCUGUACCUGCCGUUCGUCCUAAUGUCGCAUCGGAAAGCCACCAUGGAAACCAUGACAGCAGCAUGGCUUCUGCCGAUCGUCUCCACCAUCGUCGCCGCCGCUACAGGAGGCAUCGUGGCCGAAGUCAUUCCCGACCCUCAUCUGGCCCUGAUAACGAUCAUCUUAGCUUAUGUGCUCUGGGGAACCGGUGUGCCUCUGGCCAUGUGUGUGCUCGUCAUCUACUUCCUCCGCCUCACAACGUACAGCCAUCCUCCAAACGCCGCCGUGGUAUCGACCUUCCUGCCUCUUGGACCGCUCGGCCAGGGCGGCUUUGGCAUCAUGCAGCUCGGUAAAGUGGCUAUGCAAGUCUUCCCGCAAACGCACACGAUUCCGUUAGCAAUUCACCCGGGAGAGAUCCUCUACAUCCUGGGAUUCUUCAUGGCACUCAUUAUGUGGGGCUUCGGUCUGGUCUGGCUAACCUUUGCUGUGUCGACGAUAAUUCGCGCAAGGAGUUUCCCUUUCAACAUGGGUUGGUGGGGCUUCACUUUCCCGCUCGGGGUUUACACAGUCUGUACAACGACGUUCGCGAAGGAGAUGCCAUCGGCUUUCUUUCGCGUACUGGGGACGAUCUUCUCUAUUGUGGUAACAUUGUUGUGGAUCGUCGUUGCUUGCGGCACUAUCUACAAGGCGUACGCGGGAGCUCUACUCGUCGCACCUUGUUUGAAGGAAGCUGAGGAGAAAGAGGCAAAGGGACGGGAGAAAGACGUAGAGGGAUAG